This is a messenger RNA of Myripristis murdjan (pinecone soldierfish), 2202 nucleotides long. Its product is annotated as neutral ceramidase-like. Gene Ontology annotation, cellular component: extracellular region. Gene Ontology annotation, molecular function: N-acylsphingosine amidohydrolase activity. NCBI's taxonomy places the organism in Eukaryota, Metazoa, Chordata, Actinopteri, Holocentriformes, Holocentridae. Gene Ontology annotation, biological process: long-chain fatty acid biosynthetic process; sphingosine biosynthetic process; ceramide catabolic process. The record is from RefSeq and is a predicted model, not a curated record.
AUGGCGGGCAAGAGGACUGUGUGUUGCGGCGUUUCUGCUCUGGAGGCGACGCUGGCCGCUCUGUUGAUGAUCAUGACGGCUGUGUGUGUGACGCUGAUCACACUGACGGCCAUGUCGAACACACGCCAAGGUCCAGAGCCUCAGCACGAGCCCUACCUGAUCGGCGUGGGCCGAGCCGACUGCACCGGCCCCCCCGCUGAGAUCCCCCUGAUGGGCUAUGCUAACUUGCAGCAGACAGCAGCAGGGAUUCACACCCGCCUCUACAGCCGAGCCUUCAUCAUCGACGACGGCCAGAGGAGAGUCGUCUUCGUCACCGCCGACAUAGGGAUGAUGUCACAGAGGCUGCGGCUGGAGGUGCUGAAGGUGUUGCAGGCGAAGUAUGGAAACCUGUAUCGCCGUGACAACGUGGUUCUGAGCGGGACACACACACACUCGGGCCUGGGUGGAUAUUUCCAAUACACACUGUUCAUGAUCACCAGCAAGGGCUACAUCAAAGCGUCCACACAGGCGCUGGUCAACGGCAUCGUCAGGAGUAUAGACAUAGCCCACCGUAACAUCAGACCGGGUCGGAUCUACAUGAACAGAGGAGAUCUGGAGGACAGCAGCAUCAACAGGAGCCCCCACUCCUACCUGAACAACCCGCAGAGGGAGAGAGACAGGUACAAGUCCAACACCGACAAGCAGGUGGUGGUGCUGAAGUUCACUGAUCUGGAUGGAGACGGGAUCGGCCUGCUCAGCUGGUUUGCUGUCCACGCCGUCAGCAUGAACUACACCAACCAGAUGGUGAGCAGCGACAACAUGGGAUACGCCUCCUACCUGCUGGAGCAGGACAAGAACCGAGGAGCUUUACCUGGACAGGGUGCGUUCGUGGCCGGGUUCUCCUCCAGUAACCUGGGCGACGUCAGUCCCAACACCAGAGGCCCCGUGUGUGUCAACACCGGGCUGCCCUGUGACUACCUGAACAGCUCCUGUCCUGUAGGAGGGACUAAGAUGUGCAAGGCGUUCGGUCCCGGUGGAGACAUGUUCGACAGCACCAGCAUCAUCGCACACAACAUCUACAAGAGGGCCAAGGAGCUUUAUGGUAAGGCAGACAAGGAGGUGACCGGUUUCCUUCAUUCUGCUCAUCAGUGGGUCAACAUGGCCAACGUGACUGUUCAGAUCAACGCUACACACACAGCCAGGACAUGUAAACCCGCCCUGGGCCACAGUUUUGCAGCAGGAACCACAGACGGAGGAGGAGACCUGAACUUCACUCAGGGUGCCGUGGUUGGAGACCCGUUCUGGGACGAGAUCAGAGACGUUCUGCUUGGCAAACCGUCCAAUGAGACGCAGGAAUGCCACCAUCCCAAACCGAUCCUGUUCAACACCGGAGAGAUGCGCAGACCGCUGCCCUGGCACCCCGACGUGGUCGAUGUUCAGAUCCUGCUGAUCGGCUCCGUGGCCGUCGUAGCCGCUCCAGGAGAGAUGACCACCAUGUCAGGAAGGAGGCUAAGAGAGGCGGUCAAACAGGAGUUGGAGUCAGAGGGAAAGCUCAAGGACAUCGAGGUGGUGAUCUCUGGCCUGAGCAACAUCUACACACACUACAUCACUACGUAUGAGGAGUACCAGGUGCAGAGGUACGAGGGGGCGUCCACCAUCUACGGCCCGCACACGCUCAGUGCCUACCUGCAGGAGUACAGAGGCCUGGCCCGGGCCAUCGCACAGGGCGGCGUGGCCAAGCUGCCGGCCGGCCCCCAGCCCCCCCUCUUCGAGGACAGUCGGCUGUUCAACCUGCUUCCUGCGGCGGCUCUGGACAGGAAGCCGGCCAACAGCAGCUUCGGGGACGUCCUGCAGCAGGUCUACCCCGUGUACCGCGUGGGUGACGUCGCCUCCGUCACGUUUGUAGCAGGAAACCCGCGGCACUCUGGAGACAUAAGAGACAAAACCUUCGUUACCGUGGAGAUUUACCACAACAGAACAUCAACCUGGGAGGUCGUCUGCACUGAUGCAUCAUGGGAGACCAGGUUCCGCUGGCUGAAGGGCUCCGGCCGGCAGAGCAACGUGACGGUGGAGUGGCACAUCCCCCUGCAGGCGGCCGCCGGCUCCUACAGGAUCCGACACCUGGGCCACGCCAAGCAGCUGCAGGGGUCGCGACCCGUCGUCACGCCGUACGAGGGCGUGUCCGCCGUGUUCGCCGUCACGCCCAGCUACUACCACCAGUGA